Telopea speciosissima is the source of this 954-nucleotide messenger RNA. RefSeq lists its product as uncharacterized. The record is from RefSeq and is a predicted model, not a curated record. The transcript has 2 exons. Bases 1 to 954 code for a protein of 317 amino acids. Lineage: Eukaryota; Viridiplantae; Streptophyta; Magnoliopsida; Proteales; Proteaceae.
AUGAUAUGGGUUCAAGAAAUUUUUUAUGAAGCAAAAGGCUUAAUUGAUUAUUUUUAUAGAUCUGUCAUUGUCUUACAGUUGAUGAGACAAUUCACAGACAGAGAUCUGAAAUACCCUUGUAAAAUCAGAUUUGCUUCCAACUUCUUAAUGCUUCAGUCCAUUGUUGAAGUAGAAGAGAAGCUUAGACUCCUAGUUGCAUCAGCGGAGUGGAGAGGUCUAAGAAAUUCUAGAUCUUUUGAAGCAAGUAGGGUAUUGAAUACUAUUCAAAGAGAAUCAUUUUGGAUUGAGUCAAAAGAGAUUCUGAUGUUUAUGGAACCCAUCGUUCGGGUUUUUCGUUUUGUUGAUGGUGAUGGGCUUACCUCGGGGUACUUGUAUGAGGCAAUGGAAAGAGCAAGAAGGGUACUAGAACAACUUAAGGAGACAGAUAAUCGGUAUGAGCAGAUUUUGAAAAUCUUUGAUAAAAGAAGGGAUGAAAACAGUUUGAGUCAAAUUCACUAUGCCGCUGCCAUUCUUAACAUUGCUUAUUAUUGUGGUCCAAGAUUUAAAAAGAAUCUUAAAUUCAAAGAAGCAACAGAGUUCAUUGGUGAUACAUUGGUUCCACAAGCUGAGAGGGGAGAUUUUUAUGAACAAUUGGCAUCAUAUCAAAUGAAGAGUUCAUUGAUUUUUUCUUCAAGUGCCAUGAUAAUGAUGGAAAAAUGUCGUCCUCCCAACCAUGUAGUUCUUCAGCCUGUGAGAGAAAUUGAAGUGCUUGAGAUGCUGCACAAACAAAAAAAGAGGAACAGGUUGUCAGCAGAGAUAUUAGUUGAUUUAGUUUAUGUCAGGAUGAAGUCAUUGAUGAUGGAAAAGAAGGCUACACUUGAACAGAAAAAUAUGUUGCCUAUUAAUCUUGACAACAUAAGUGUCUACUAUGAUGAUGAGAAUGUUGAAGACAUUGAUAGAGAGAUUGUUGGAUGA